This is a messenger RNA of Aspergillus fischeri NRRL 181, 5820 nucleotides long. RefSeq names its product putative Rho guanyl nucleotide exchange factor. The transcript has 2 exons. Gene Ontology annotation, molecular function: guanyl-nucleotide exchange factor activity; protein binding. Gene Ontology annotation, biological process: intracellular signal transduction. The coding region runs from base 1 to 5820 and encodes 1939 amino acids. Lineage: Eukaryota; Fungi; Ascomycota; Eurotiomycetes; Eurotiales; Aspergillaceae. Gene Ontology annotation, cellular component: cytoplasm. The record is from RefSeq and is a predicted model, not a curated record.
AUGUCCGGCAGCGAUGUCGAACACGUUUUUUGCUUGCCUAACAGCAGACCGCAUCAAUUCCGCCGCCAAUCCUCGUCAAGCUCGAACGGAGCAUAUUAUGACUCCCCUCUUGAAAGGCCAUUAAAUACACCCCCAACCGUCGGAGCGUCUUCUUCUUUGACUCGCGAGCCUUUGGUCGAUACUUAUCCUACUCACUCGGCUGCGGUAGCCUCUCAAACAAGCUGUGGCCCCGCCUCCGUUUCCUCAAAGGUUCAAUUCGAAAACCACAACCAGAAAGAUCGAGCAUCGCCGGACCCAGACGAAUUCUAUCGCCCGCACCCCCCCGUCGUGGUUGAGGGAAGUGAAAGGGCAUUGAAUUCAAGUGAUACCUCGAUGAUUGGAGAGGGUGGUCCCGCCACGGAAAAUCGAUCUACUUACGCGCAGCGUGCGCUUUCAUUGACGGCGAAAACUGGGGAGCUACCGCGUGGAAGUAUCGCGCAAAAUCGUUCAGUGUCGGAUUCAUAUUAUAGGGGCCGUGGGUCAAAUCACGUCAAAGGAGCAGGAGCCCCAACCUUGGCCGCGAGACCAAGACAGACAUCGUUCAAGGAUCUGGUGAAUAAAUUCAAUCAGAACGUUGACCAAGUGCUCCCACUUCCAACGACAUCAGCGUCUACCUCGAAGUCACACUCAAGAGCUCCGAGCCCGAUCGGUCUCGUCGACAGCGUAGUGAGAUCCAGGACACCGUCCCAAUUGCGAGAAUUGCGUGACCUCCCAAAAGCAAGGAGAGAGCCGCCAUCCCGGUGGAAGUCAAUCGAUCGUUGCCAGGAAGAUUUCUUGUCGAGUUCAUUUCAGGCAGGCGUGGUCAACAACAGUGCCUUGGAAACUCUGGAGGCAUCGUUACCUCGGCGUCCGUUCGGUGGAUUGCUCACAGUUGAUACAGGGGUUCCAAGAUCAGGACUGGGAAUUCCGGCACAUUUGCGACGUCGAGGUUCUGAGGGAAGCAUUCCUAGCCCGAAUCCUGCACUCCUUGACAAUCCGGACCGUUCAGCUGGGUUAUCGCCUCUGACGCCAACCGCAUGGUAUCUGGGGCGGACGCCAUUUCUUGAAGCUGUGAGCACUGGCGAGGGCAGCAGUAGUCAUCGAAGAACGAGAAGUGAUCUGUCUGGAGUUUUGCCUGUUGGUGUUGUGGCACAGUCGCCUGAGUCCCACAUGGCGGUGCUGAGCCCCUUGCAUCCAGGGCUGGGAGGGUCUCUAGAGAGCUCACAUUCCAAGUCCCGCAUACCUAUAUCGUCCACUCGUCUCCAUACUGCUUCCGUUGCGGAGGACUGUUCCCAACUGAAAAUCGACCCACUUUCUAGCAACCGCUUCGACGUGCAAGUUCCGCUGCCACCCAAAGGCAUUAGCCGACUCCCCAAACCGUCCCCCAAAUCCCCUCCUGCUGUCGCAGAUGAUGAGCGUACACCCAUCGGGAUGACAUCGCCUCGAAGGCGAGAAAUGACUUACGGCCGAGGUUCUCGUCGAGGAACGGAGAGGAACACCCUCCUUGAAGCAUACAUAGCCUCUCCUCCUCCCAAGAAAUCACCUCCGCUGCGCAGUUCGAGACCUCGGCAGCCUGUUUCGCAAACAAAUUCCACCACGCCGCGAUCUCGAGUUGUGGAAACAGUGUCCAAUUUUCAGAGACAGCUAAACCGCGAGCGGGAUUUGCGGACCGCGCGGACGCGCGGACGUCGACUUCCAGAGCUGGGCAACGUCGACUUCGCGACCCGACGGCAGAGAAUCCAGCAGGCAUUCAAUCGCACAGUGCAAGAGAAUGAAAGAAAAGAGGAAGAAGCAGCGCAGCUUCGACUUCGUGCCAAAGCCCAAGAGAGCCAGCGGGCUCAUGAUGAGCCGACCGGUUCAGAGCAGAACUCCCAAGGGGACACCGGAAUCGACCGUUCCCUGCCAUCCGACCGUAACUCUGCCGUGAAUGAGAUCUCAACCGGGACCGAUAAUGAAGAAGAACAUUUGACAGCGGAUGACGGGGAUUCACGGGGACCACCCCGGCUGCAGAUUGACACCAAUGUCGCUGCUCACGACACAGCAGCAAAAGACCCCAACGCCCAUCCAAUGACAAUGGACUCCCCGACGUUGGGUCUUCCGGAUAUAAGUGCUGGAGAGCAUGCGGUCCGCAUCUCUUCCCCGGGAGCCGCCGACGGCCAGUCUACUUGCGCCGAAACACCAGUGUCGGUCGAAACUAAUAUCACUGCCCUUGACCCGGAGCCGCAAGCUAGUUUAAGUCGACAGAGCCUCCAUGCCUCUCACCGAACAUUACUGAGUCAAAUAAUGCAGAUCCGGGAAUCGAGUCCUGACACCUCGUCUUGUGAUGAAGCGGAUUACAGUUUUUCUGAUACUGAGGAUAGGGUAUCAGUUCCAGUACUGCUGAGUGAUGCCCCAUGCUCUGAAGAAUCGGUUGCCUCCAGCGAUUGUCAAAUACACCCUGAUGCUUUCGUGCAUUCGGACCAAGUUGGUCAUGCAAUUUUGAACAGGUGGAGUAUAGGUUCCUGGUCAUCUUCCCUUCACAACCAACAGUCCACGGACGACCAUUGUGACGGCAGCGACGAUGACCUCUCCCAGGUACAAGAGGUUGCACAGGACGGCGAAGUCGCUACCCAGUCCUGUUCCGCUUCGUCAAGUAAUGCCCCCUCUGUCACUGGUCAUCAACCCACAGCAUACGUCUCAGCCAAUAGGGAACCUGUCACCGAACAAAAACCCGAGCUCGUUUCUGAAAGAAGCGCUUAUAUGCAUCCUAGCGCUCCCAACCUUGCGAGACUUGGUGGAUGGGAUUCGAAAAGGGUAUCUAGGCUAUAUAUUGAGGAGCUGGCUCGUGGCAGAGGCCAUAGUCUUCCGAUGCCUGCAAUCCGCGCGUCUCCUGAGCCUCGGCUUGAGAGGCGCACGGAUGGAAGAACAGAUAGCUUGACUGAUGACCCGGUUGUGAUAUCCAAGGCCGAUGGUAUCCCUCCUUCGGAACAAAUUGGGCAUACGGCAAGCCUGAUAUUUCGAGAUGAUUGGGAACAUGCUUCUCCAUCUAUUGCAGACUGGAUGCAAGCGGCCGUUACUGAUGGAAGGGGCCCCCAAGAGCAAGAUAGCAAUGGUAUUUCUGCGGGAGAUAGUAUAUCAACUCCACGAUUGGACACAUCAGCUACAGAUCGGACUGGGCACGAACAGGGCCGAGACACUGUGGGUCUCGCUAUCAGAGUCCAACCACCGCAAGAGCUCAAAUCAGGGGAGAUUCAACAGACUUCGCUCCCCAGCUCUGAUCCUGUCACCCAUUCGGUCACCAACGAGGCGAUCAAUCAGUCGCAACAAAAGCCAGAGGCUGCACUGAGUAUCCAGUCGAUACAAACAUCCUCUCGCUUCGCGCCGUCGCUGACUUUCGCACCCUUGGGCCAAGUUGAAAGUGCUGGAAGCAGCGAAGACUCCUCUCUUCGGAGGCUUCAACCUACACCCUCUUCCCACACUCUUGACUCAUCAGCGACAUCCCUGGUUCCUUCCACUACCGACCAGAUCCGAGUCGAUAUUCGCAAAUGCUCUCCAUCCCCGGAGCAAAAACGCCUAAAGAAACGGAAGCAUGUCAUCAAAGAACUGGUUGAUACUGAGUACAGUUUUGGAAGGGACAUGAAGGUCGUUGACGAUAUCUACAAAGGGACUUCGAGUUCAUGCUUGGAUCUGUCACCCGAAGAUGUCAAAAUCCUAUUCGGUAACUCAGAUCAGAUUGUGCAGUUUUCAAUGAGCUUCCAGGAUGCGCUUAAAGAGGCAGCAAGAAGCGUUUAUGUUAUGCCGAAAUCUCAGCGAUGGAGCAGUAAACGCAGCGCUCGUAACAAUCAUACCAACGCAUCCAGGACAGACUCAGAUGCUGCGAGUGGCGCAGGUGAAGUCUCUGAUGCAGAGAAAGACAGAUUAACCUUUAUUGGCCAGGUUUUCCUGGCUCAUAUUGCUCCCAUGGAAAAAGUGUACGCCGAUUAUUUGAAGAACCACGAUGCCGCCAACAAGAAACUUCAAGUACUGCAACGAAACCCGAAAGUAGCCAUUUGGCUGAAAGAAUGUCGGGAAUGGGCUUCAGAUCUCACCACUGCUUGGGACCUAGACUCGCUACUUGUGAAGCCGGUGCAACGAAUAUUAAAGUACCCCUUACUCCUAAGCGAGAUUCUGGAUUCAACCCCGAGCGACCACCCGGACCGUCCAUAUCUGGUAAAUGCUCUAGAAGAGGUCACUAACAUCUCGGUCCGUAUCAAUGAAAUGAAGAAACGAGCAGAGUUGGUCGGUCAGGUAGUUGGCCGCAAGAGGAAAGAAUCAGAUGUUAGAACCGGGCUGUCAAAGGCGUUUGGUCGUCGCACUGAGAAAUUGAGGCAACAAGUUGGCCUUUCCGAUUUGUUCGAAGACAAGCAGUACGAUGCCCUAUCGCAACGAUUUGGGGAUAGCUUCUUCCAGCUACAAGUUGUGAUGCGUGAUGUGGAGAUGUACACACGGGAGGUCCAGAGCUCGUUAGAUCGAUUUAGCGAGUUUGUCGCCGCGAUUGAAGGAUUCGUCGAUGUGGCUCAGUCGGGCUACUUGGACGUGGAGAGCAGGUGGCGUGACCUGAAGAUGGCAGUGCGUGAAAUAAUGGCCACAGCUCUGCCUGAACAUCUCGCCGUUGUCCGGAAAAGCGUCAUUGACCCGAUGGUUACGCUGCUCAAACUUUACGACGGGCCCCAGAGAGUGAUGAAGAAACGGGACAAGCGGCUCUUGGACCAUGCCCGAUUCAAAUCCAUCAAGGACCGUGGUGACAAGCCCGACAAGAAAACAACAGAGCAAAGCGAACAAUUCGUAGCUCUCAACGAGACCCUCAAGGACGAAUUGCCCAAGCUCUACUCUCUGACUGCUAAGAUGAUGGAGGCAUGCCUGAAAAACUUUGUGCACAUACAGACUACGUGGUUCAAUAUCCUCCAAAGAAGAUUAGCGGAUCUCAUCGAUCCAUUUCCCGACGAUAUCCAGCAGAUCAUCGGUGACUGGUCUGCAAACUUCACUCUGGCGGAGGCGCAGGUUUUGUCGCUUGGCAUGUGCAACGGAUCGCUGCUCGCUGAUACUAUCAAUCUUGUCAACUUCAACACGCCUUCGACUGCACCUACCAUCAGUUCGCCUCGACGGCCGUCAACUGUGAACAGCACUAGCACUCGCAUAGGGUCUACCAUGGGUGAAUCACCUAAAGUCUCCCACGACUUCGGUAACGGCAGCAACAUCUUCCAGUCUCCAAGCCUCGACGCUCAAUCCCUGAGGUCGUACGGCCGCCAUCGAGCCGAUUCAGCUAUCUCUGGUCGUGCUGCGCCAGAAAGCUCUGAAAUCCCACGGAGUCAGAUCCUGCAGCAGAUCACAAACUCCUCAUCUGCGUCCGUGGCCCCACAGCCCAAGCCAGAGUCCUUUCCCAGCCUGCCGAGGUUAAGUCUUGACUCGCCAUUCCUCGUCGACAUUAUGGCCACUUCAUCAAACGACCAGGUCUCUGAGAAUCCACCAACCUCUCCUGGGGGUCGUUAUUCGGGCUUUUUCUCGUCCGCUAUGCCCAUGUCGGACAAUCCGCAGGACGACGCACCUGUGGAGGACACCGCGCCCAAGGAGCCGACGGUACUCUUCCUCGCUGCAAGCAUCUAUGAGUUCAAUAUCGAUCGGGCGCGGCGUGAAGCCGGCUAUCCUUAUCUCACUUACGUCGCCGGAGAGAUUUUUGAUGUCAUCGCUGAAAAGGGUGAGCUCUGGCUUGCCAUAAACCAGGACGAUGCAACCCACCAGGUCGGUUGGAUCUGGAACAAACACUUUGCGAAGCUCUCCAGUUAG